AUGGCUGCGGCGCCCACGGAGCACGGCCUGGGCUUCUCGGUGGGCUUCUGCGUGCUGGUGGGGGUCUUGGUGGGCACGCUGCAGCCCUACGCCCAGCGCCAGGUGAAUGACCUGCAGUGCUGCUGCUUCCUAUGCCUGGGUGUGGCGGCCAUGGGCUUCGGCCUGCGCCUCAUUUGGCUGGCCCGAACUGCGCUGGCGGUGCCGGUGGUGCUGCUGUGCUGCCAGGUGAGAAGUCCAGACUGCCCGGAAGCCCUGGCUCUGCGUCUCUUCAAGGCGCUGGAGCCGCAGCUGGGGAAGCUGCAGGAGGAGAUCUCCGUGCAGGUGGAGGAGCUGAGCCUCUGA
Effrenium voratum is the source of this 342-nucleotide messenger RNA. NCBI's taxonomy places the organism in Eukaryota, Dinophyceae, Suessiales, Symbiodiniaceae. The record is from the annotation of a GenBank genome assembly.